AUGGUGAUNAGCCCAGGNCCUUUGUUGUUGGUCUUUGUGCUUAGACUGGUUGUGAUCCCUCCCACUCUGGCUCAGGAUGACUACAGGUACUUAAAAUUCCUGACUAAGCACUAUGAUGCCAAGCCAAAGGGCCAGGAUGACAGAUACUGUGAACUUAUGAUGAAGGAAANAAAGCUAACCUCGCCCUGCAAAGAAGUCAACCCCUUUAUCCAUGACACCAAGAACAAAACCAAUGCCAUCUGUGUAAAGAAUGGAAGCCCUUACAGAGAAGGCUUAAGAAUAAGCAAUUCUUGCUUCCAGGUCACCACUUACAAGCACACAGGAGGGUCUCCCCGACCUCCAUGCUGGUACCGAGCCUCUGCAGGGUUCUGA
Messenger RNA from Mus caroli (Ryukyu mouse), 372 nucleotides. NCBI's taxonomy places the organism in Eukaryota, Metazoa, Chordata, Mammalia, Rodentia, Muridae. The record is from RefSeq and is a predicted model, not a curated record.